This is a messenger RNA of Lodderomyces parapsilosis, 1626 nucleotides long. Its product is annotated as sugar porter family MFS transporter. Bases 1 to 1626 code for a protein of 541 amino acids. Gene Ontology annotation, molecular function: carbohydrate:proton symporter activity. Gene Ontology annotation, cellular component: membrane. Gene Ontology annotation, biological process: carbohydrate transport; transmembrane transport. Lineage: Eukaryota; Fungi; Ascomycota; Pichiomycetes; Serinales; Debaryomycetaceae. The record is from RefSeq and is a predicted model, not a curated record. The transcript has a single exon.
AUGUUUACAAAUUCGGAGCACCUUUUCUCGAAUUUAGCGUUGGCAAUCAGCCAAAAAUUAGAUGCUUUUCCCAAGAUUUACAACGUUUACUUUAUUGCCUGUAUCUCCACUGUUGCAGGGUUAAUGUUUGGGUUUGAUAUCUCUUCCAUGUCAGCAUUCAUUGGUACAGAUCCAUAUAGACACUUUUUCAACUACCCAAGCUCAACGAUUCAAGGUUUCAUUACUGCUUCCAUGGCUUUGGGGUCAUUUUUUGGUUCAAUAGCAUCAGCGUUUGUUUCUGAACCCUUUGGAAGAAGAUUGUCACUCUUGAUCUGCUCAUUCUUUUGGAUUGUUGGUGCCGCUAUUCAAUCGUCAUCACAAAAUCGAGCUCAAUUAAUCAUCGGUAGGAUUAUCGCUGGUUGGGGUGUUGGUUUUGGCUCAUCAGUAGCACCUAUUUAUGGUGCAGAGAUAUCGCCAAGGAAGAAAAGAGGAAGUGUAAAUGGGUUUUUCCAAUUAAGUUUAACUGUUGGAAUUAUGAUAAUGUUUUAUAUUUCUUUUGGGCUAGGUAAAAUACGUGGCGUCGCGAGCUUUAGAAUUGCUUGGGGGCUACAAAUUGUUCCGGGGUUGGUUUUGGCCAUUGGAUGCCUCUUCAUCCCAGAAUCUCCUAGAUGGUUGGCAAAGCAGGGUAGAUGGGAACUAGCUGAGUAUAUUGUUGCAAAGACUCAAGCAAAGGGUAACUCGGAAGAUCCAGAAGUUUUAAUUGAAAUUGCUGAAAUCAAAGAGCAGUUGAUGAUUCAAGAGUCGGCAUCGUCCGUUGGGUAUUCCACCCUAUUUAAGAAAAAGUACAUUAUGAGAACUUUCACCGCAUUGUUUUCGCAAAUAUGGCAACAGUUGACGGGUAUGAAUGUGUUGAUGUACUACAUUGUCUACAUUUUUGAAAUGGCCGGAUACUCAGGAAACACCAAUUUAGUUGCAUCCUCAAUCCAGUACGUGUUGAAUGUUUUUUGCUCCAUCCCAGCAUUGAUAUUGUUUGACAAAUGGGGAAGACGUCCAGUGUUGAUAGCUGGUGGUUUGUUGAUGACAACUUUCCAAUUUGGAUUGGCUGGCAUCUUAGGCGCUUACUCGCAACCUUGGUCUAACUCAGGAAAUGAUACAGUAAAUAUAAAGAUUCCUGAUAGUCAGAAAUCUGCUUCAAGAGGAGCAAUUGCAUGCUCCUAUCUAUUCGUGUGCUCUUAUGCCAUGACGUGGGGUGUUGGUAUUUGGAUCUAUUGCUCCGAAAUUUGGGGCGAUAACAGAAUAUCACAAAGAGGUAAUUCUUUGUCUACGGCAGCCAAUUGGAUCAUCAAUUUUGCUAUCGGAAUGUAUACACCAUCAGGGUUCAAGAAUAUCAGUUGGAGAACUUAUAUCAUUUAUGGUGUUUUUUGCGUGGCAAUGUCGCUCCACGUUUACUUUGGUUUCCCAGAAACUAGAAACAAGCGGUUGGAGGAAAUUGGACAAAUGUGGGCCGAGAGGGUUCCUGCGUGGAAAUCAGCUACUUGGCAACCUACAAUUCCCAUUGCUUCUGAUUCUGAGAUGGGACACAAGUUAAGCCUUGAGUAUAAGGAACAUAUCGAGGAACAACAGUCUGACAAGGUGAAAACGUAUUAA